AGCUUAGCUUAGCGUUAAACAUUAUCCGACACACCUUUCCUCUAGCAUUUGGUAUACGUUUGCUAUUAUUUUUCGUUGAGCUACAGUGGAUGAACUUGGUUUAAUGAAGUGGUCGUGACGACAAAUUUAAAGUCACGAGCAGACGGAGGAUUACCCUCAGCGUGAAGCUAAAGAAGCUAACACGCGCGGCUAAAGAAAGGAUAAAGUUUUCCCCGGCGGAGCKAAGACGCAACCAGCCAGAUAAACAUGGAGGAUGAGGAGGUAGCAGAGAGCUGGGAAGAAGCAGCAGACAGCGGGGAAAUUGAGAGAAGACUUGAGGCGAAGUUGAAAAUAAACCAGGAAGCAAAGAAGUCCAAAUUGAAGUCAAGUGUUUCUCCUGUGCGAACUGCCAUCGUAAUCCAAGAUGACUCUCUGCCUGCAGCACCUCCACCUCAGAUUCGGAUUUUAAAGCGUCCUUCCAAUAACGGCGCCGCAGGAAACUCUGCCUCCUCAUCUCGUCCCUCGCAGCAAAUGAAAUCGUUGGCUCAACGGGAGGCAGAAUAUGCAGAGGCCCGACGAAGGAUUUUGGGUAGUGCAUCUUCAGAAGAAACGCCUCAGGACAAUCCAAGCCAGGAUAGGACUGCUCGUAUGAGUGUGCAGCAAUCUUUAGACACAGUUCGUCCAGACAAUCAGGUAAUCCGUCAACCCACRGGCCCGGACGGCACCUCGGGCUUCCGACUCUGCAGAUAAACUGGAGCUCUUUGCUGCCAGGAAACCGCUUCCUCCCUGAGAGGGCCGGGACAAGUGGGGAAAUUAAAGGGGUUGUGUGUGUGGUUUAGAGAGCCAAGUGGUGAGAUGACCUUGGAUUUGACUGACCGGAGAAAUACGAAGACAAGCAUCUUCACCCUCUCUCUACUCUGCUCACUGGUUUGAUCUUUGCCUCUAGCCUUGUCUUUUCCUUCAGUGGAACCCUGCCAGAGGCUGGCAGAGAUCAAAGAUUUGAAACUCUCUUUGUUCUCAGCUUGAACAGGCUUUGGUCGCACCCAUCCCCCCAUACACUGUGAGACUCGGAUGUCCUGUGAUAUAUUCGAGGCGUCAAGUGUUUGCCUCUUCAGGAAAAAUAAGAACUUGUUAAUCUGUGGGAAACCCUCAGAGUUGUGCAAGCAGAGGAGCUUUUUUUUCCACUGAAGAAGCAAAGGUCAUGUCUGGGUGUCCUGAGGGAGAAUGGCCUUAGUUUGUUGCUGCGUUCGGAGGCUAAGUACUCCACAGUGCCAAGAAGUGACCGUGUUCAGCAGACUGAGUGCAAGGUUACAGAAAGUUGUGCUGAUUGGACCUUUUCUGUGAAAGUGCACUGUGCUGAAAAGUUUUAAUACUGCACGGCAGGCUGUGGCUCAGACCAGAACUAGGCCAGCUCACGGGCCUGUUUUCAGCACAGUAGCUAUAAAAGAAAGGUCCGGUCCGCACACAGCCUCUGGCCCAAAGCUGUGGUCCAAACGACAGGGUCACUGUCGACAUCGAAGGGACAUCGAAGUUUUUACAAGCAAUAACUCUGAAAUUACUUCCUGGGUUGUGUUUUGUUGAAAUUAUGUUUUAAAAUGUUAACGUUGCCAUCUUUUUUUUUUUUCAUUUUAGUGUACAUUUAAAUCAAYAGAUUGUUAGUGUGUUAAGAAAAUUAGGUUGCAAUAAGAACAUUUCUUUGUAGUGUUGGAUUUAAUUUGAUCAAAUUGUCAGAAGUCAAGAACUGGAAACUAAAUCUUUUCAUGAAUAAAUCUCUUUGCCUGUGCUGCCCAGCUGACAGUUGAUCAUACAGUCAGAUGUYCUGUAUCUGUGCUGUACUUUGGUAUACAUGUAAAUUAUACAGAAAUGGUUAUAUCAGGCCCAGUGUAGAGAAUGAUGUAUUUUUGUCAGCGUCAAAGACUUAUAUGAGAACUUACCUUUAAAUCAGCGCUCUUUAAAAUGAAACAAACUUUAUCUUCCCUGUCUUAAUGAAUGUCUUCCUGUGAUGUUUUUCACACCGCAGGAUUUUAAGAGACAAGUUUACAAACUAUGAAAUGAUUAAUAAGUUAAGUAUUGUGGCGUUACAAAUACUGAUAAUUGGUUUCAUUAUUAAAAAGGAAAACAAACACAAAGUGUUUGAAUCUUUUGAACCUUUUUAUGCCUUAAAUGAUAAAUGUCACAUUUGCCAACAAGCGUUCUCUUGUGGAUAUGUGGGUUUAUGUUUGAAUCUUUUUUUCCCCCUUGGAUAGGCCUCAAUAACUGGAUGCUACCCUGUGGAGAUGCAGUUCAUGGCUGUGAGGAGGGAGUUUUUAGAAAAUUUAAGCCUUUGUGCCUUUUUUAAAUUUUUCUUUCUAGAACACCACAAGCAAACUAUUGCUCACAGUAAUUUAAUUUUUCUGCACUGCAGGACACCUUGCUAGAAGUGUUGCAUUUAUUCAAAAUUCAGUAAGGAAAACCACGUUGGGACAUCUUUUUUAUUAUAAGAUAAUUACUUUUUCGUGACUUGUGUUUGGACCUAUGACAAAAAUCUAACCUGUUAAAUGAGACCUGCUAAUUGACUGAAAGCUUUAUAUUAUGGUUAUUGUAAUUAAGUCUGGUUGAAGUAUGGAAACCAAGGGAUUUAAGAUCAGUUUGAAUCGUUUAGCAAAGACCCAUCUUGUGUGUGAUCAGCUCAUGUUGCAGUCGCUCCGUCAUCCAUCUAGUUUGAUGCUCAUUUGAUGUCAUUGUUUUGAAACUUGAACUGAAAUUUAAAUGCCCUUUAAUAAACACACACAAACAUGC
Messenger RNA from Austrofundulus limnaeus, 2757 nucleotides. Its product is annotated as SUZ domain-containing protein 1. The transcript has 5 exons. The record is from RefSeq and is a predicted model, not a curated record. Lineage: Eukaryota; Metazoa; Chordata; Actinopteri; Cyprinodontiformes; Rivulidae. The coding region runs from base 247 to 729 and encodes 160 amino acids.